Messenger RNA from Arvicanthis niloticus (Nile rat), 636 nucleotides. The record is from RefSeq and is a predicted model, not a curated record. Lineage: Eukaryota; Metazoa; Chordata; Mammalia; Rodentia; Muridae.
AUGGCAGAAGGCCCACUUCCAAGUCAGCUUCCGUCUGAGACAUCCUAUCAAGACUCAGAUGAGCAAUCCAGCAAGCAAAAUGAUCCCUGUGUGGAGCAAAGAGACUCAGUGGAAGUAGAUGAGCCUAAAGGUUCAGACCAACCUGCCAAACCCACCGCUUAUGUGAGCCCCAGGAGGUGUAAGCCCACCAAGCCAGCUGAAGCUGCAGAACAUCAUGCUGGUAGAAGAGACAACCAAGAACAAAGAGCUUACUCUGGAAGGCAGAGGUGGAGGCAGAGGCAGAGGCUGAGGCCAUGGCAUAGGCUAGAGAGAGACAGCCACUCACAGGCAGCCUUCCAGGGGUGGCAGGAGCCCUCUGAGGGACUGGUUCUACAAACAUAUUUUAACCACACUGAAAGACCACACCUGAACCUGGGAACAGGGGCUGACAUGUGCUUGUACCCCACCUUUACUCCAAUAGUCCCAAUGCCAGUGGAGGUGGCUCAGUGGCCACACAUGGUUUAUGGGUACUGGAUUUUCAUGAAGCACCAGGUCCUGGAUACCUACUCCUAUGUUGCCUUCAUCCCAGUAGCCAGCGUAGACCCGUACUUCAUGCCGUUCAGAGCCCCCCUGUUCUUCACCUUUGUUCCUUGGUGA